This is a messenger RNA of Dentiscutata erythropus, 1595 nucleotides long. NCBI's taxonomy places the organism in Eukaryota, Fungi, Glomeromycota, Glomeromycetes, Diversisporales, Gigasporaceae. The record is from the annotation of a GenBank genome assembly.
AUGUCACUUACUGCGUUAGCACGACUUAAAAAACGUAGAUUAUUAGUCCGUUCUCUAAAAAAAUGGAUUCCAAAACUUCGCAAACACACUUAUAUAUCGGAAAAUGCCCUUCUUCCUGGUCAGGUUAAUACAUAUUAUAGUUGGUCACAAGUAAAUGAUGCCACGAUUUAUAAAGAUCGCAUCGAAUCAAUGGCAAAUUUAUCAAAUAUAGAAAAAGUCAAUUACAUAGAAGAAGAGUUAAGAAAGGCUGGAUUAAAAACAGCUACACAAAAUUUUUCUGUAAUAUCCUCAGGAAAGGUUAUAUCCGGAAUUAAUGUAUUUGGAGUAUUGAACUCUCCUCGUACUGAUGGCACUGAAGCGUUAGUUCUUAGCGCACCAUGGAAAUCUAAAGAUGGCGUAACUACCAAUGUUAAUGGAAUAGCCGCUGCUUUAUCAAUAGGCAAAUUCUUUAAGAGUACAGAUUAUACUUAUUGGUCAAAGGAUAUCAUCAUUUUGAUAACAGAUGGGGGUGCGGCUGGUGUACAGGCUUGGUUAGAGUCGUAUCAUGAUCAUAGACAAUCAGGUAUCGAGGCAUCUCCUUUAUUUUUACGGUCAGGUGCAAUACAAGCUGCCAUAAAUUUGGAUUUUCCAGGAACUAGUAGUUAUAAAGCACUGGGAUUGUUUUUUGAAGGCCUCAAUGGACAACUUCCUAAUUUAGAUUUGAUCAAUACAGCCAUACGAGUGUGUUGUGUGUCAAAUAACAUUCCCAUAAUGAUUCAUGAUUCUGGACACUAUUAUACACAUUAUGACUCUGGUGAUUACCGAUCUUCUUUCUAUAAUUUAAUAAAAUCUAUGAAAUAUCAGGCUCUAGGACAUCCAACUGGGAGUCAUGGCUUGUUUUUUAGAUAUAAGAUUGAUGCAAUUACUUUGUAUGGUCAAGUUGAUGCAGCAAAUGGAAAUUCUUAUAGUUUCUUGGAAAUUGGAUCGUACGUUUAUAGUCAUUUUACUAUUUAUUUUGAAUUGUGGGGAACCACUAGUGAUGAUGCAACAAAUUUAAUAUCAAGUAGUGAUAAUGCUCAAUCGUCUAGUUCCGAUAGUGUAUCCGCACCCCUAGCAUAUCUGAGGCGUCCGAGAGAAAUUUUAAUGCCAGUAACCACAUUGGUUGCAUCUCAUUUCACCGGAAUCGUCAUUUUCUUUACCACAAAAAAUCACUUUAAACUUUCUCAGAUAUCGAGCAUUUUUGGAAUCGAUGGAUAUUUAUUUACCUUGGCAAUGACCAUAAACAUAUCAACAAUAGCUACAGUAGGUUUAAUAAAAGCCUUCCAGAAUCGAGCUCAUAAAAUAAAAUCCAAGCACCAUAAUCAAUUGUCACCAUCACCAGAUUGGAUAAUUCUUAAAUCAUUUACAUUAGCUUUUACGGCAAUGAUAAUAUCGUGUUUAUCAGUAUUAAAUUUUAGUUUGGCAGUAUUUAUAUCAAUAAUAGUUGUAAUACCAUUUUCAUUAUUUCAACCAAGUACUCAUGAAAUAAUAAGAUAUUUAGAAUUAAUAGUAUUAGUUCUUAUUUCACCACCAGGAAUAUUAAUUAUUUCAAAAACCAAUAUAGAAGAAUUUCUUAG